This is a messenger RNA of Peronospora farinosa, 1272 nucleotides long. The record is from the annotation of a GenBank genome assembly. Lineage: Eukaryota; Oomycota; Peronosporomycetes; Peronosporales; Peronosporaceae.
AUGAACGCAAUGGACACCCAGACAUCCCAAGAAAAGAGCCGCUUGCAGACCAUCAAACAGAAUAUUAACGAUGUACAGGAGAAGCUCAGCACGCGAUUGCCAGCUCAAUAUCGGCACUUGAUGGCCACCGUAUGUGGGACCAAGUGGCGACUGAAGACAUUCAAGCCACAUGACGCCGCAGCUAUCGUUAAGAAAAUGCGUCUGGAGCUCGGAGCCUUUGACUACCGUGUAAAGGAGCAAGAGGAGCUGCUUACGCGUUACCUGCUGGAGCUGGACGGAAUAUUGAGCCACGGAGACGCCGACAUCAAGAGCGCUCGAAAGGCACUGGUGGUGUUCAUCCAGCAGCAGCUGCUUCCUCAGGCUGAUGCUUUCAAGGAACGCAGCGCCAAGUUGAAGCAGUUUGGAGAAAAAGCACUCGGUACAUUUGAGCAACAGACAUUAGAGCCCUUGAUGCCCAGAGAUAGCGACGCUGAGUCGGACGAUAUGCACGUGAAGGCUCUGUUUAACGAGAGUGGAGAGGAGGGCAGUGAAUCAGAAGAUGGGGAGGAGAGCAGUGAGUCAGAGGAGGAGAAAGAAGAAGCCGCGGAAGAUGAAGAGAUGGGAGAGUCUACCAAUAUCAAGGACGACGAGCCUAUGGAAUCAGAGGCUGAGGCUGAUAAAGAAGAUGAAGAAGAGGAGGAAGAGCAAGUUGAUCCGAAAUUGUCGCGACUGCAGUCCGUUGCAACUCCUUCGACUUUAAAUGGUGAUGUUAACUUGCUUAAGGAAGACGAGCCUAUGGUAUCCGAGGCUGUGGCUGAUGACGAAGAUGAAUACGAGGAGGAAGAGCAAGUUGCUCCGAUGAAGUCGCGACUGCAAGCCGUUGCUACUCCUCCAACUUCGAAUGUUGAUGUUAACUUGCUGCCCGUGUGGCGGCCGUACUACCAGCUACAGCGUCGACAGGACGGCAUCUAUCUCAUCGCGCGCCUGAACGACAUUGACCCGCGCAACGUGCGUGUGCAGUGGAACGACCACAAUGGAGUGCUGCGUGUAAGUGGUUUUCGACUGCCUAUGCAGAAGGACAUUGUCAUGUCGCGUCUUAGCGGUGCACCGACGUUCGGUCGUUUUGAGAUCACAGAGCAGUUUCCGCGGAAUAUGCUCAAUAUGGAGGAAGCCACGCAGCAGAUCUCGGAAAACGGUAUUCUACAGAUCCGCAUGCCGUACUACGUAGUGCGACGCCCACUGCAAUAUCGUCGGGCGUCUCUUUUCCAGCCACAGGACUGCUUUGUGUGGUAA